Messenger RNA from Ilyonectria robusta, 2077 nucleotides. RefSeq lists its product as uncharacterized. The annotation marks the transcript as partial. NCBI's taxonomy places the organism in Eukaryota, Fungi, Ascomycota, Sordariomycetes, Hypocreales, Nectriaceae. The record is from RefSeq and is a predicted model, not a curated record. The transcript has 2 exons.
ACAUCUUCAAGUUACUAGCCAAGACAUCCUCUCAUCAAGGUAGAGAACUGGUCGGUUCAGACUGGCACCAUGCGUCUCCAAACCUUUGUCUGGGGCAGCGCAGCCUUGCUCCUUUCGAGUACAGGUCUCUCUACAGCUAACGCACCUGACUGCCCUACCGGGUUCCAGGUUGUUGAGCUUCAGCCUUAUAAGGUCAUUUGUGAUGGAACCACCUCGGCUUCCACUCGCACCAGGACUUAUACCGUUCCAUUCGAGCCUCUGGGUACCAAUCCUCCUGAUCAGAAUGGCACUCCUGGACCGCCCGAUGGUCCUGGAAAGCCUCAGAUCCCAGGUCAACCCGCAACUCCAGCGAACCCCAACCCGCCUGUUCAGCCGAACCCCCCCGGGCAACCUCAGGUACCAGGUCAACCCAUUGUUCCUGGCAAUCCUGAAAAUCCCCAGGAGCCAGGAUCUACCCCUGGUAUUGUCACCAUCACCAUUACUGGCAUACCUCCCCCGCUGAAGACUGAGGGUGUCCCUCCACCGAGAGGAGGUUUUCGGACCAUCACUAAAUACGUAUUCCCUCCCCCAGUCCCUGGAACUACCACGUCCUUCGUGCCGGGCCCAACUCCUGGAACCACGACCGUUCCGCCAGCUCUUGGCUGCUCGGGCUCUGAUUGUAUUGAGACUAUCGUGGUAACUGUCCCGGGACCUUUCCCCAGUCUCAGUACUCGAACCACAACGACUCCCCCUUUGGAUCCUCCAAACACAAGAUUUAUCACGACCACUGUCCCAGGAACCACCCCUGGAACCAUUACUAUCCCCCCAGCUUCGAACUGUGAGACCUCAUGUGUGGAAACUGUGGUGGUCACGACUGUCCCCACAACGCCACCCAACACUGCCAUCACAUUGACUGAGGUCUGCACGGCUACAACCUCCUGCGAGCCCAUCACAAUUACACCUCGGUUCGACUGUGUGCGUCCUUGCACGACGACGGUCAUCACCUACCCUCCCAACACACCAUCUCUCACGACACCGCCACCUGAUGUUAUCACGACAAUCACAGAGUCUUGCACCAGCACUAGCUCUUGCGAGCCCGUGACCAUUGUGCCUCCAGCUCAUUGUGUUCGUCCUUGUACAACAACGGUCAUUACCUACCCUCCCAACACACCAUCGCCCACGACUACACCUCCUGAUGUCAUCACCACUAUUACGGAGCCCUGCACGAGUACUGGUACGUGCGAGCCAGUGGUUACUGUGCCACCCCCCAGUGAUUGCACUCACCCCUGUACAACCACAGUUAAAGUCCGUCCUUCUACCUCAGCGCCCGUCACGACUACACCUCCUGAUGUCAUCACCACAAUCACGGAGCCAUGUCCUAGUACUGGAACGUGCGAGCCUGUGGUUACUGUACCACCUCCAAGUGAUUGCACUCGCCCCUGCACAACGUCGGUGUUUGUCCGCCCUUCUCCUUCAGAGUCUCUCACAACUACGCCUCCUCCUGACGUCAUCACCACUAUCACUGGGCCAUGCCCCAGUACCGGAACCUGUGAGCCUGUGGUCACGGUACCACCUCCCAGUGAUUGCACUCGCCCCUGUACAACAUCGGUGUUUGUCCGUCCCUCGACCAGUUCAUCAGAGGCUCCCUCUACCACUACAGACGGAUUUCCGUCCACGGGGGAGCCGUCUGCGACAACAGAGACAUCCUCGACACAGGAGCCUACAACUACCACAACGGAAGCUACGUCAAUAACGAGAUCUGCAUCUACGUCGGAAGAACCCACCACGACAUCGAUAGAACCUACUACGACUUCAGAACCAACAACCACAGCAGAUGCAUCUACGACGACAGCAUCACCUACACCAUCGCUACCACCAGGCGGAUGUUUCUUUACUCCAGGAACCUGUGAUACAUCCAGCCUCUCACUCGAUCUCUAUGCCAAUUCUGUACAAGUCGAUGACGGCUUUGGCGUAUCCGACGGAAGCUCUGGAGUUGGCCCUGAUUAUUAUCUAUCACAGAGCUCUCUAGACCAAGGCAGCACAACUUCUUUGAGCGUUCCUGGUGGAGAUAAUGAUGAUGCAACUGGAGACCCUUACA